Molecule: messenger RNA, 2813 nt
Organism: Gymnodraco acuticeps
Lineage: Eukaryota; Metazoa; Chordata; Actinopteri; Perciformes; Bathydraconidae
Product: mitochondrial intermediate peptidase-like
Exons: 19
Coding region: 298-2400 (700 amino acids)
Biological process (GO): peptide metabolic process
Cellular component (GO): mitochondrion
Molecular function (GO): metalloendopeptidase activity
Source: RefSeq, a predicted model, not a curated record
UACGUUGAUAGAUAGCCAAGGAGCUAACAUGUGAGUAGCUGCUUCUGUUGACUUGACAGCUACACCUCUUAACUCAUGACAAUAAAACAACUAGCAUUUAAUGAAGAGAAAGGUUUAGAAUAAACGGACAUUAAUACAUUUUUUGUUUUCCUUUUUAACAUAUCCUGCUUCGGCAAAAUAAGCUAACGUUGAAGCUAAAGUUAGCAUGUCCUCUGUCAGCCACUGUCAACACUACAGGCUUCAGUAAAGCUUCAGUAAAGCUUCAGAACAUCAGAAGAGCUGCAGCUUCAGUACAUCAUGUCUUCCUGCACAAGGUUGCUUUACUUUGUGAAGCACAGAAGCUUGUGGGCUCAUGUUCGGAGAAAUGUCACAACAUGGUCUCCUGUUGGAGCUGCUUUCAAUGCCAAACCUCAAAGAAGACAAAAUCUGUUGGAGAAAAACGUGGGUUUGUUUGGAGUGUCUGAGCUCAGCUGUCCUGCAGGCUUUCAGGCGGCCACAGAGACGGCUCUGAGGAACACACGGCGGCUGGUGGACAAAGUUAUUUCUGGUCCUUCGGGGGUGGAGACAGUCGAGUCUUUUGAUCAGCUCUCAGAUGAGUUGUGUAAAGUGGCUGAUCUGGCAGACUUUGUUAAAGUAGCUCAUCCAGACCCAGCGUUUCGCGAGGCUGCAGAGAAGAGCUGCAUAGAGAUCGGCACGGUGGUGGAGAAAUUGAACACUAAUGUGGAGCUUUGUAAUAGUCUUAAAAAAUUGCUGGAUAACCCAGACACCGUGUCUCAGCUGGAUCCUGAUUCCAGACGAGUGGCAGAGUUGUUCAUGUUCGAUUUUGAAAUCAGUGGGAUUCAUCUGGAUGAGAAGCUGAGGAAGGAGGCGGUGGCUCUUCAUGUGAAGCUUCUGGAUCUAAACAACGAGUUCCUGGUCAAUUCUCACCAGCCCAACAGGAUCGCCAGGUCUGCGAUUCCCGAACAUCUACACCUGCACUUUGCCAGUGAAGGAAGCUUCAUCCAAGUGGGGGGAUUACACGCUGACUCCCCCGAUGACUUGGUUCGAGAAAUCGCCUACAGGAUUUACCUGUAUCCUAACGCAGAUCUGAUGAAGUGUCUGGAGGAGCUGCUGAAGUGCAGAUACAAAAUGGCCAAACUGGUGGGCUACGAGUCGUACGCUCACCGAGCCCUGAAGGGAACCAUGGCCAAAACACCAGAGACGGUGAUGAGCUUCCUUCAGUUGUUAACAGACAAGCUGUCAGACAAGACAGCCAAAGACUUCACGAUGAUGAGUAACAUGAAGAAGAAACUCAACCCACUUAAUGCUGAGCUCAUGCCGUGGGAUCAUCCGUACCUCAGCGGUGUCCUGCGUGCUGAAAGGUUCAACAUCGAGCCCAGUCUGUACAGCCCGUACUUCUCUCUGGGCGCCUGCAUGGAGGGUCUGAACCAUCUCUUCUCUCAGCUGUACGGCGUGUCCCUCAUGUCCGAACAGCCGAGCGCCGGAGAGGUCUGGAACGAGGACGUUCGCAAACUGGCUGUGGUUCAUGAGACGGAGGGAUUAUUUGGAUACAUCUACUGUGACUUCUUCCAGCGGCAGAAUAAACCUCAUCAGGACUGUCACUUCACUAUCCGAGGGGGCCGCUGGCUCCAGGAGAUGGGUAAGUACCAGCUGCCGGUGGUGGUUCUGAUGCUGAGUCUGCCGCAUCCCACCCAGAGGGCCCCCACCCUGCUGACCCCCGGCAUGAUGGAGAACCUCUUCCACGAGAUGGGCCACGCCAUGCACUCCAUGCUGGGACGCACCCGCUACCAGCAUGUGACAGGAACCAGAUGUGCGACUGAUUUUGCUGAAGUCCCGUCCAUCCUCAUGGAGUACUUCGCCUCCGACUACAGAGUCGUCAGCCAGUUUGCACGACACUAUGAAACUGGACAGCCUCUGCCUAAGAGUAUGGUGGCUCGUCUGUGUGAGUCUAAGAAGGUGUGCGGCGCUGCAGACACUCAGCUCCAGAUUUUCUAUGCCGUCCUGGACCAGAUCUACCACAGCCAGCCUCAGAACCGCUCCACCACAGAAAUCCUGCAGGAGAUGCAGAAUAAAUUCUACGGCCUUCCUUACACGCCCAAUACGGCGUGGCAGCAGAGAUUCAGCCACCUGAUUGGCUACGGAGCCAAAUACUACUCCUACCUCAUGUCCCGCGCCGUGGCCUCCAUGGUGUGGAAACAGUGCUUCGUCCAGGAUCCUUUAAACAGGGAGAUGGGUGAGCGCUACCGUCGGGAGAUGCUGGCUCAUGGAGGAGCCAAGGAGCCGAUGCAAAUGGUGGAAGGGAUGCUGCAGAGACAGCCCACCAUGGAGGAGUUUGUGGACGCGCUGGAUUCUGAGCUCAACCCGAACUUUGAGACCUUCCUCAUGGACUCUGAGAGCUGAAGGACGACGCUGUAACCAUGGAAACAGACGAGAACUUUUCAAAAGAGACGAUGCACUGAUGCUGCACACAGGAUGCACGCUCAUUACUCAGCAUCUCUCUUCUGUCUGUAAAUGAACUUUUUCUAUGUUGCUUUCUCUGUUAAAGUCACAUUGACUUAUGAUUAUAUAAUGUGGGUAAUUAUACUGAUAAUAUAAUAUGGUAAGAAUAAACUACUUUAUACUUGAUAAUCUCUGAAUGUUGAUUAUUGCAGAUUAUGUGAAAUUGUGUCCCAUUGACAGAUCUUCUGGGAUCCAUUUUGUCAUAUUGUUCAUUUAAUAUAAAAAAAUGUAAGUUUGUACAUGUUUUAUCACCUUUUUAUAACACUGAACAUUAAAUAAUAAGCAUGAAUUUCACUAAAGUCACAUUUUUCAUC